CUCGACUCCCCUCCCCCCUAUAGUGCGUGGGUUUAAUAGAGUGAGUCGAGUGCGUAUAAACUUAGUCAGCAAUUAAUGGCGCUCGAACGCGUACGAGCAAUUUACGUUGUUGUUAUCCUCUGUUUCUCUGCCUUGGGAAGUGCUACAAUUUGUAGUAAUGACGGUGAAUGUCUUGACGACCAGUCCUGCUGUUCGGAUAGUGUGUGCAGAAAAACCUGUUUUUACUGCUCCUUCGAUUCCGACUGUGGCACGGAGGAAGAGUGCUGUGAUGGCGGAGAUUGUUCGUCGGACUGUCGGACUUGGACUGAAGCUAGCAUUGCCGGCGUUGUAGUCGGUACGAUUGUGUUCUUCGCGAUCAUUAUUUCCAUCGUGGCUUGCUGUUGUUGUGCAUGUUGCCCGUUCUACCGCUAUCGUUCCCCUGGGACUGUCGUCACGUCUCAAUCAGCGACUCACCAACCGUACGUGUCGACCACCCAUAUGGCCAUGACCGCCCAACAAGUACAAGGGACAAAUUACAACCAGCCUCCACCGGAAAAUUACAACCGGCAUCCUCCACAACGGCCUCCACCGCCAAAUUACAACCAGCCUUCAACGUCAGGGUAUGAUCAGGCCCCACCGCCGUAUAAUCCAGAUUAUCCUCGGCAACUAGUCCAGUAUCCUCCUCCUCCAGCACAAGGCCAACCUGCUAUGCCUCCUCCAGUCACGGACAGAGAGCCCUUCGAGUACUGCUUAUAGCUUGUUUUCAAGGAGCGAACCUUGCAACAGUGUUACCAAGGAUGUGAAUAAUUUUGUGUUUUGUAGUGGUCAGUGUAAAACGCAGACUGCAGACUGACGGGUCUAAAUUAAAUACAGGUCACAUUCCACAGAUCAAGAGUACAGGUCACUGUGCUAAAAAUAAAUAAACAGCACCAAGAUUCAGUCUCCUAGCCCAAAUAUAUAUAAUCACAAAAUGUUGUUUUAGAAAAUGUUGUUGUUUUGGGGAUAGUUAUUCAUCAAAAGAGUAGGGAUUUGUACUCU
Molecule: messenger RNA, 1017 nt
Organism: Orbicella faveolata
Lineage: Eukaryota; Metazoa; Cnidaria; Anthozoa; Scleractinia; Merulinidae
Source: RefSeq, a predicted model, not a curated record